AUGAAGAUGAAUAAAAACAGAUUUUCCAGUUUUAUUUAUGUAAAACACAUAGCUGUCUUUGAAAUCAGCAUCGGGAUCAUUGCCAACAUAGUUCUGCUUCUCUUUCAAGUUCUCACAUUUCUUCUGGAGCGCAAGGUCAAACCCACUGAUCUGACCAUUGGUCACUUGGCCUUUAUCCACCUAGUGAUGCUGCUGACUGUGACUUUCAUAGCCAUAGACGAUUUUGGUUAUCAGGUUUUGGGAGAUUAUAUCACAUGUACAUCUGUUAUCUAUUUAAACAGGUUGACUCGGGAACUCUCAAUCUCUAACACCUGCUUGCUGAGUGUCCUCCAGGCCAUCACCCUCAGCCCCAGAAGUUCCUGUUUGGCAAAGUUCAAACAGAAAUCUCUACAUCAGAACCUGCUUUGCUUUCUCUUUCUAUGGGUCUUCAAUAGUAUCAAUAGUACUCGGAUCUUAAUCUCCACUGUUGCCACUCCCAAUGUGACCUCACCUAGUUUUAUGUUCCUUACUAAAUCCUGCUCUCUUUUUCCCAUUAGGUCCUUCCUCAAAUAUAUAUUUUUGUCACUAGUAGCUUUCAACUACAUGACCUGUAUAGGUCUCAUUUCACUUUCAAGUGGGUACAUGGUGAUUCUCUUGUGCAGGCAUAAAAGACAGUCCCAACAUCUUCACAGGACCAGCUUAUCUCCAAAAGUAUCCCCAGAACAAAGGGCCACCAAGACCAUUUUGUUGCUCAUGAGUUUCUUUAUCAUUUUUUAUAGUUUGGACUGUAUUAUCCGGCCCACAUCUUCAAUUGUGUGGAGCAAUGACCCAAUUCACAAUUGGGUGUUAAUGCUGGUUGGCAAUAGUUAUGCCACAAUCAGUUCUUUGUUGCUCACCAGUAGUGAAAGAAGAAUGACCAAGUGCUUCAUAUUCGUGUUGAGGAGGGACGGUAAAUGA
Octodon degus (degu) is the source of this 936-nucleotide messenger RNA. Its product is annotated as vomeronasal type-1 receptor 90-like. NCBI's taxonomy places the organism in Eukaryota, Metazoa, Chordata, Mammalia, Rodentia, Octodontidae. Gene Ontology annotation, cellular component: membrane. Bases 1 to 936 code for a protein of 311 amino acids. Gene Ontology annotation, biological process: G protein-coupled receptor signaling pathway. The transcript has a single exon. Gene Ontology annotation, molecular function: pheromone receptor activity. The record is from RefSeq and is a predicted model, not a curated record.